GGUGUGUAGCUGUUUUUUUAUAUAAACCACAAGCACUCACAAUGAAAAAUGUUGUGUAACAAAUUAUUUAAAAAAAAAUCUUUUUGCUUAAUUAAACAGCAGGCGGAACGAUUAACAUUUGGGUGUAAUUUUGGGGACGUAAUAUCGCAUGCACUGGGCUGAAUGUGAAGGAGAGCAGCAUGUCUGCUGUAGUGUGUGUGAACAUGGCACCAGGCGCCAGAAUAAAAUGUGCACUGUUUAGCAAUAGGUGUUUAUUUAGCAAUAAAACGUUUCCACGUACUGUACGAUUUCAGACCAUGGGCUUGAGAGCGGCAACACAUUUAUCAUCUUCAUCACAACACGAUGAAAAAUACUGUAUUGAUCUUGUGAGACUGCGAGACUAUGAAGGGUUUGUGAGUUCUUUGCUUCUUCCUGAGGCCGCACGCCGCUCCAGCAUGGCACUGCGGGCUUUUAAUGUGGAACUGGCACAGGUGAAGGACUCGGUGUCUCAGAAGGCUAUUGGUCUAAUGCGAAUGCAGUUUUGGAAGACAGCGGUGGAGGACAUUUACAGAGACGAGCCGCCGGUGCAGCCCGCGAGUGCGGAGUUGUGGAGGGCCGUGAAGAAACACAAACUGACGAGAAGAUGGCUCUUGAGAAUCAUAGCUGAAAGGGAAAAGGAUAUGGAGGACCGAGCAUACAGGAAUCUUCAGGACCUGGAGGUGUAUGCAGAGAAUACCCAGUCGUCUCUCCUCUACCUCCUUCUGGAGACUUUGGGAGUGAAGAAUGUCCAUGCAGAUCAUGCUGCCAGCCAUAUUGGUAAAGCACAAGGGAUUGUGACGUGUCUGCGAGCAACACCGUACCACAGCCAGAGACGCAGGGUCUACCUCCCCAUGGACAUCUGCAUGCUGCACGGCGCUUCUCAAGAAGACUUCAUCCGUGGCAGCAGGGAGCAAAAUGUCAGGGACGUUGUGUACGACAUAGCCAGUCAAGCACAUGUUCAUCUCCAACAUGCAAGAUCAUUUAGUAAAAAUGUUCCAGAUGCUGCCAUGCCAGCUUUCCUGCAAACAGUUGCUAUUGAUGAUUACCUGGAGAGAGUAAGAAAAGCAGACUUCGACGUUUUUCAUCCCAGUCUCCAGAGGAGGAAUCCGCUGAUGCCGAUUCGACUUUAUUUCCGAUCGUGGAAGAAAAAAUAUUGAUGUUUGGUCAGAAGCAGCUCCUCUAAUUUAUACGGUUAUAUUAUUAUUAUUACAACUGCCAAUCCAAACUUUGAUUCCAGGUGCUGCGGGAAAUAUAUUUAUAGAUGUAAAAUACUUGUGUCAGGAAACUAAAAUAUUUUUUCUGAUUAUAUGCAAGUUUUCUGCAAAAUGCAUUUAGUGUUGGAAGAAAAUUCAUUCCAAAUCAGUGUCAGCAAGGACAACAUGAUAAUAAAACGUAGCACUGUGUUUGCCUUGUCUGUGAAACUAUAUAUUUGAUAUUCAACUUUGUACUCUAAAUUAUACAAUCCACUGUUCGUACACCUCUGCCAAAUUAUGUAUUGCUUGUAUGCAUAGAAAAUUGUUUUUUCUUUUGAUUAGUUAUAUAAUGUCUUGUUUUACAAACAACAGUCUAUCGGGUGUUAUUUCUUUAAACAAGGACAUUGAUUAGAAUGAAUGGCCUACAUUUUAAAAUCCCCACAUACACACCUUGCUCUAAAUAGAAGCAAUGGCCACAAAGUCUUUUUAUAUUUAGUAUAGAAGACAUAAAAAGUGCAUUAUUUGAGAAUGAAUAAGGAACCAGUGUGAGUCAGACAUCCACUGAAUAACCUUUUUAUGGAACUGUGAAUAUGUAUUGCUUUCCUUUUUAACAUCCACAGGGUUUAGUUGGCUUGGUUUCAGCAUGCAGCACUGUAGAACCUGAACAGAACCUGCAGACUCACUGGUAUGACUAUCACAGCAGAUAAAUAAAAGCACAUUUAAUGUGUCAUAUGUUCCAGGCUGUCUUGUACUUGAUUAUCAUCCCACUAUUUAACAUUCUGUACUGAGCAAAAACCUUGGGCAUACAGUAUACAAAAAAAUUGCAGGUAUCUUUGAAUACAUUUCUACAUAAAAUUAACUACUAAUUUGUUUGUUGU
Molecule: messenger RNA, 2089 nt
Organism: Clarias gariepinus (North African catfish)
Lineage: Eukaryota; Metazoa; Chordata; Actinopteri; Siluriformes; Clariidae
Gene: ndufaf6
Product: NADH:ubiquinone oxidoreductase complex assembly factor 6
Exons: 9
Coding region: 180-1175 (331 amino acids)
Biological process (GO): biosynthetic process; mitochondrial respiratory chain complex I assembly
Cellular component (GO): mitochondrion
Source: RefSeq, a predicted model, not a curated record